GGCCCCCGCCCGGCCAUUGGCGGCGGCGGCGCCCGGGCAGGUGCCGGUGAGCGGCGGGGCCGCACCGCAGCAGCGGCUUCUCCCCGGAGUGGGGUCCUGUGCCCGGCGGUUCCUCAUACUCCCCUCCGGGGGUCCGCAGCCCCGCCCGACGUGGCUUUGUGCUCGUGUUGCCGGCCGCCUUCCAUCUUGCUGCAGCCCCCAGAUAUUCCUCAUAGUUGUUCACAUCCAUUGCACAGCAUAUAAUGGGGAGAAAACUGGAUCUUUCUGGCUUGACUGAUGAAGAAGCUGAGCAUGUACUGCAGGUGGUUCAGCGAGAUUUCAGCCUUCGUAAGAAAGAAGAAGAAAGGCUGAGUGAAAUGAAGCAGAAGUUGGAUGAAGAGGGUAACAAGUGCAAUAUCCUUUCCAAGCAGCAGAAGUUCAAUGAGCACUGCUGUAUUCGCUGCUGUUCCCCUUUCACCUUUCUUAUCAACAGCAAGCGACAGUGCCAAGACUGCAAGUACAACAUCUGCAAGAGCUGCAGCUCUUACCAGAAGAAGGAGAAGGCUUGGAUUUGCAGUGUCUGCCAGCAAGCAAGGUUCCUGAGGACCCAGUCUCUGGAUUGGUACUAUAAUAAUGUGAAGAGCCGUUUUAAGUGUUUUGGAAGUGCCAAAGUCCUGAAGAACUUAUACAAGAAGCAUAGACUGGAAAGCGGAGUUUGUCCUGAUGUAAUAGAAGGAGGUUUUUUUGAAGGGAGCUUUGAAAAUGAAGGAAGCAUUUGUGGCAGUGACUCUACAUUCUGCAGACAGACAGAAGGACACAGCAUGAUGGAUACCCUUGCUGUGGCCUUACGUGUUGCAGAGGAAGCAGUGGAAGAAGCUAUUUCUAAAGCAGAGACCUACAGUGACAGUCUGGACAAGCAGAACGAGGCUUGCUACUUGCAAAAACACAAGGAGGACCUCAUAGAAGAGCUGGCCACAACCAUCGUGCAGAAGAUUAUAAAGAAGCCAAAAAGCAAAACCGAGCCGGCUGAAGCUGACUUUGAAUGGCCACCAUCCAGGAGCAGUGGCCUGGCAUCCGUUGCUGUUUCAGAUCAGAGUAUGCUGACUUUUCCAGGGAGUCGCAGGGGAUCCUACACAUUAUGGAGGUCUCAGUCUGCAUUUUCCCUGGCUAGUGAAGAUAUGCCGAGUAAAGGACUAGACUCUGCAUCGUCUGUGUCUGAGGCUCUUUGGAGGCAGCAGAAAGGACAAUUCAGGAAACAGAAGGAACGCAAGCUCUCUGCAUUACCCAGCUGGAAAAGUGUGGACAGGCUAAAUGAAACAAAUCCUCCCCCUGUUUUACAAAGCACUGAUGGAAACUGGGUGGCUUUGCAGAAUGUUACUUUGCCUCGUCCUCGAAUGCUCGCCAAACCGAAGAGUCAAGUAUUUGAAGCUUUGGAGAAUGAAUCCAGUGUUGUGUCUGCAUAUGAUGAGAUGGGCUCAGACAGCGAGGAUGACUACAACUGGAAUGUGGCCUUGAACAAGCUGCGUCGAAGACCUCGGCAAUUACCAGAUGAUUUCUAUUAUACUAGUUCCCAGUAUGAUUCUGAGAGGGGGUAUGGUAAUGAUCAGUACCAGGCAGUAACCUCACCUUCCUCUGGGUUAUAUAUCAAUACUGAGACACUGUUCUCUGAUUCUGAAACAUCUUCAGUAAACUCUUCCCAGGAAGCUAAAGGAUCUAGCAAACUUCUCUGGUUACAAAGCAGAACUCAGAGUGAUGUGCCCAGAACGGAAAAAAAGCAUUUCCACAGAGAGCUGGAUGUAAAUUUCAAUCCGCAGGCAACCAGCUUGGAAUAUUCGGAUAGCAGCGAGACUGAAGAAGUCCAUUAUGAUUUACAAAAGAACUCAAGAAGGUGGAGGAAGAACAAAAUCUCUGAAGAGAUAUGUGAAGCAAAAAAACACACAAAAGCCAACAUGAAGAAUUUAAGUCAGGAUUUUGAUGAUUUAUCAGAAACAGAUAUAAGCAGUGAGGAUCAGCAUUGUAAUAUCAAGCCCGACCUUACGGAAGAGGAGCUUAAAUCCAGGUUAUUUCAGCUUGGAGCUAAAAUGAGUGACAAGGAAACAUCUUCUGGUGAAGAACAAGAGUCUGGACCUAGAACAGACCCUGAAAACCAAAAGGAGAGUUUGUCCUCAGAAGAAAAUGGCAAAAGUAUUCAGGAGGAGUUAAAGAAGAAGUACUCUGCUGUCUCUCUCUGCAACAUAUCUACAGAGGUCCUGAAAAUCAUCAACGCCACCGAGGAACUGAUUGCAGAAUCCACCAGUCCCUGUGAUUUCCCAGAUGAUGCUCAGGACAAGGGAAGAGGGACGUUCCCACUGGGGACAGACCCCAUCAGACUUGAUGAGCAGCUCACUACACUGGAAGAAAACGUGUACCUGACAGCUGUCACGGUGUAUGGGCUGGAGGGGCAGCUGACCGGCCUGGAGGACGCAGCACGCAAGAUCAACAGCAUUACAGCAGAGUCGGAGCUGGCCGAGCUGGAGGAUCAGGUGGCCACAGCAGCCGCCCAGGUUCAUCACGCGGAGCUUCAGAUUUCAGAUAUUGAGAGCAGAAUAUCAGCUCUCACUGUUGCAGGCUUGAAUGUGGCUCCAUGUGUUCGCCUGACAAGGAAACGGGAUCAAAAGCAAACAAACCAGAUGCAUACAAUAGACACAUCAAGACAGCAGAGGAGGAAACUUCCGGCUCCACCAGUAAAAGCAGGUGAAAAAAUAGAUGGUUCUCCAAUUACCACUGUCAGAACGUUUAAUAGAAACUUCAUGCUUCAAGGAUCUCUAACGCAAAGAACUAAAGAGAGGAAAAGCACUGCCAAGGACUUAAUGGAACCUGCUAUAGGAUCUGCUGUGAUGUACUAAACUUAUACUUCUCUACUGCCAAUAACACACUGCCUAAGGCUGUACACUAGAGUGCCUUUACUUAACAGCCAUUGUGUAUGUCCAGCUGAAAAUGGACCCUCAAGAACCCACAAUGCCUCAGUUAUAGGGCUUCGUUUGGAUACCUCACUGAGAAAGCUGUCCAAGUCUUCAGCAUUGUGGUCUGCUAAAGGAAACUCUGCCUUAAAGUUCUCACAACACUCUAGAAAGGAUGAUGAGUUUCAAAAGCAAGGCUCCACGUUUUAAGAUGCACUUUUUCUCCCCAUUGAUUGUACUAAAGUAUGUUGUCUUUAAACUACAGUAUGUUUUUGUACACUCAGUCAAUCAUAAUUACAGGCCAAUAUUUCAUUCAAAAAGAAUGAACAAAGCAGACCUGUGAUCCACAUUUUCUGGCCUCUUAAUGUUCAUGUAGGCAUCUGUCUUGUCAAGCAAUAAGAACAACUCUGUGCAGUGUAUGCUGCUUUUCAGCUACUUGGUGGGAGUGGAGAACCUGUGUACCUAGCUCUGCUCUCCAGGAGCCAGUGGAAGUUUUGACAAGGUUGGUAGGAGGAGAUGCGAUAUGCAGAGACUUCUCUGUUCCCUGAAAAUACAUUUGGCAGAGUUAAUGUUCUAGCUCCAGAGCUAGGUAUUUUGCAGUUGGUGGCAGGGGGGAAUGUGGAUGUCAUGCUGAGCCAUGAAUUGGUGGUAAGCAGCAGAUGUGGACCAGAUGUCUGUUGAGUUACAAUCCCAGCAUCUGGAUGCAUCUGAACACUGUUGUGAAACCAACACCUUUGUCUGUCUCAUUCUUCUUGGUAUCAUUGUCCCCUUGAUGGUGUCUAACCAUGCUGUAGUUGAGAAUAAAUUCUGACCAAAUCUUUAAGAUUGGAAAAAGAAAGUAAAAGCAUUGUGGAUGAGAUCUCUGCUGACUGGCUGAUGGCUGCAAGGUGGCUGCAAACUAUAAGAGAUUCCCUUUGGCCGCUUCCUUUUCUGAGGAGGGGACCAAUGUAGCCCAGAAGUCUUUUCCUUUACUAGUCUGUAGCCAUCGUGGAGUAGUUGGGGCCUGUCACUGGUGCCAUAUGCACCCCACUACCAUUGGACCACUCUGAAUCAGAUUGUGGACAGUGAAAUUUCUUCUUUCAUUUCCUGAAACCCUUAAAAGGGGAACCAAACCCUGGAAGGCCCUUGAUCAAAUGCCCAGGAGUGAAGAUGCCAUUUACAGAGUGUUCCUCUGGCCCUUUUGGGGGAGGGCCUUGCCAAUUUGUGGUACAUUUUCCUCUGGGGAAUACAAAGGAGGUAGUUAGAGGAGGUGAUUGUGAUAUUCUACAUCAAAUUCAGUGCAAGUACCCAAAUGCAUUCUGCACUGAUGUGAAAUCAUGCUAUGAAGGAGGGCAUGAGCUGGUAAGUUCCCUGUCAGCACUAAGGAAUCUUGGGCCAGAGAACACCUCUCUUCAGUGAGAUGUCUCUAUCUUUUGCUGGUACUAGCUAGGGGGCUCUGAGGUUGCACCUGGCUGACUUCAAGGCUUUUUUUUUUUUUUUAAAUUGCUGUUAAAGCAUACAGAAAGCUCAAGACAGAAAACACUGAAAAAAAAAUCAGACUGGUCUCAGUUUGUUCCAAAUUUUCAGUCCACUCAGAAGACAGUAACCUGAUUUUCAGAGCUGGCAAUGAGCUUUCUCAAGAGCAGCGGGUACCAGGAGAGGAGGAGAGCUGCUUCUUUCCCCAGGUUCCCAGCUAGCAGAGCACCCACACGUUACCUGCCAGCUGGCACGAACAUGGUCCCCUGGGACACUGGGCCAUGACAUGCUUUUGCUUGGGCAAGUAUGAGCAAAACUUGGCAAAUCUCCUGACUACAUUGGGGUUUGGGGGUCAGGUGGGGUUGAUAAAGGAUGGCCGGAUGGGAUGGUUGGGAAAACAGUUCCAGUUACAAACCUAUAUUUGAAGCCAAGUUUGUCAGCGUGCUGAUGUCCAGCUGUAGGUAAGGAACUGUCAGAAUAUAUACAGCCAUCUUCUCACCUAGAAGACACAAGUGUCACUCUAUCUCUUUGAUGAAUUUCCAUCUGCCGAAGGUCUGACUCAAUAUGUUUAUUCUGGGUGAAAUUAUGCCUUCUCUUACUCUCACACAAUACUAGUUCUCUGGAACUGGUUUGCACAGAUGUGAGGGUAGAAUUUGGCCCGCUCUGUUUAAUAUAUAAAUAUAUAUAUAAAAGAUAGAUUUUAUUUAUAUAUGCAGUCCAGUAAAGGAGAUUAAACAGAGUAGGAUGCUUAGGAAUUUUCUUUUAUUCAGUCUCCUCCUCCUCCCUUGACUGUUCUCAUGUAUGUAUACAAUACAUUCCCAGGUUCUGGUUUAUGCAGGUAUGCGUGUUAUGAAAUGUCAAUAAUGUGGUUGGUCUACAUAUUCGUCUAAUAAUAAUAACUAAUGUUGUGUAUGUAAUAUCAAUGCAGAAAUUACUAAUUUUAAUAGAAUAACUCUUUGGCUUUUGUUCUGUUAGUGUGAUUUAAAUAAGCCAACAAAUUUUGGAAUAGGUUGUUUUCCUUAAGAGGCAUGAAAAGCAACUAUUAUCAUGUUACAAUGUUAAAAUAUUCAGUCUUCUUUGACAGAAAAAUGUGUACUGUGUAGGCAUUGCAAAAAGAAAAAAGAAAAAAAAUCCUACCUGCUAUAAGGCAUUUGAAUUUUUACAAAUGUUUAUUGUGCCAAAUAUGUGCAAAGUUAUAAUUUACUGUUUAAAAAAAUCAUAAAAACAUAUGUUAUAGCACACAAAGUAUUUUUUUGUCAUCAAGUGAUUUCAAUCUUUAGUGUUAAUAUUUAUAUUUAGAUUAAUUUUUAUAAAUGAAAAUAUUUUAACAGGUAAAAUGAAGACUAUAUGAUCUAUUUGAUUAAGUCUGAGUAAAUAUUAAGCUUGCCUUGUUGUUGUUAUCAGCAUACUCACCAAGAAUUAUUGUCAAGAAAAUUAUAAAAGAGGAAAAGCAAUUUAUGAAAAUAAUGCCUUUUUCAAGGACUUAAUUCAUAAAGAAAACACAGGCAUUCUCCUCUGUGGUGUGGAUUUAUGUGCCCUUCCAGUCAGGAAACAUGCUGACCAUGCUGCUGCACGCAGCUCUUCAGGUACUGCCACAUCACAAACCACCCAUUCUCUGUUAAACACAGGAGAUGGGCUACUCCAGAGUCACCUUGUUCAGUUGAGAGGAGGAAUAAGCAUUAACACACUUAGUUCAGGUUGUUUUUGGCUGGGUUGGGGCAAGAGGGAUCCUGCUAAGAAUAUUUGAUGGUGUCUUCUCCAAACCGUCAUGCCUGUGCAGUGAAAUACGAUCUCAAGCAAACAGAAUUUCUGUAACUCUCACUGGGAUUGCUACCAAAGGAUAAACUGAGCAACAGCCCUGCCAAUAAUCUUAGUCUGGUAUUUUCAGAGCCUCAUAAGACAAAUGAUAAUCAAUAUAUAUUUUUUUAUCAGCUUAGUUUCUACACCAUGAGGGUGUUCAUUUAAACUAAUGUUUUUUAAGUAAGUAACACUUUGGGUAAGCAGAUAUGUUGUAUUAUAAAUAGCAAUAACUACCUUAGUAUAUAAAAAUCCACUCCUUGUUGACAGACCACUCACAAACAGAAAAAAAGGAUUGAAUUAUCUGUUAUAAUUAAUUCAACCACUAGCAAAUUUUAGUAGUAGUUGUAGCAAAGCACAACUAGAAAUGCAAGUUCAUUCUAAUUUGCAAUUUGCAUUAUGAUUCAUGGCCUGGAUUUAACCAUCAUUCAUUAGCUAAAUUGUAAGCUAUCUUUUUUGGAUAUACGCCAUAGAUUAAACUGCAUUUGAAUAUUCUUGCUGGUAGUAGUAAUCAAUCGAGAUUAAACAUAUUGCAAAUAACACUUCUUAUAAAAUGAGUAUAACAAAGUUAAUUACUGUGGCAAAUAUGACUGUUAAACCACAACCCAAGGCUUAUUGAUGUGGACUAAUGUGGUAGUUUGUACAUUGCUUGUGAUCCUCAAAGAGUGGCUUCAGCUUGAUCAGAUAGUAUACUUAAAAACAGUAACAUUGUUUUAAAGGGUAUCAGAUAGUUUAGGCCCUUAACCAUUUUGGUACACGAUAAUACACCAUGAUAAUGGUACGCGAUUACACGCGGUAAGCACAAAACGACACUGAAGAGUUUAAUUAGCCAAUUUUUUCCUCAUUUUCUGACCUUCAGCAGGGCGAAAAUACUUAUCUUUGACAGAAGCUCCUUUUUGUUCAUUAAUGUAUCUCUCCAGAAGCAUAGGAAGAAUCAUAAAAGGCCAAUGGGUUGCUUAGGGC
Cygnus olor (mute swan) is the source of this 7133-nucleotide messenger RNA. RefSeq names its product myosin VIIA and Rab interacting protein (gene MYRIP). Gene Ontology annotation, biological process: intracellular protein transport. The record is from RefSeq and is a predicted model, not a curated record. Gene Ontology annotation, molecular function: actin binding; small GTPase binding; myosin binding. NCBI's taxonomy places the organism in Eukaryota, Metazoa, Chordata, Aves, Anseriformes, Anatidae. Gene Ontology annotation, cellular component: cortical actin cytoskeleton. The transcript has 17 exons. Bases 243 to 2864 code for a protein of 873 amino acids.